UUGUUGUCGCUGGUGCCAUCAUGGCGGUACAGGCGUGAAGUAGGGCUGCAUCUUUCAGUUGGAAUGACUUAAAACUCUUUCAUUUUCCUCCGCAUUACAUUUCAAACGCCCCACCGACGUCCUGGGGUUCCUACGUUGACAGACACGGAGCUUGUGGAGAAAAUCCGAGCGUUUGCUUUGUUGGUUGCUGUGCUAGUGUGGCUGAAGAGGGGCUUGGAGAUGUGCACACAGACGAAGGCUGCGGCUCUCAUGGCCAACAUACCGCAGGCUGACAUCGACCCGUCCGGCGUGUUCAAGUACGUCCUGAUCAGAGUCCACAGCCGAGAGGAGGGAGACGACUCGGAGGUGGAUAUAGUCCGAGGAUACGGCUGGGCUGAGUACCACGCUGAUAUCUAUGAUAAAGUUUCUGAGGAGCUGGAAAAGGGCGGCCACCUGGACUGUGAGUGUGUCGGAGGAGGAAGAAUCAGACAUGAUGCCCAGGCUAAGAAGAUUCACGUCUACGGAUACUCCAUGGGAUUUGGAAGAGCAAACCAUGCAGUGACGACUGAGAAACUGAAGGCUCGGUACCCAGACUACGAGGUGACCUGGGACAAUGAAGGAUACUGAAAUUAAACAAGACCAUCCUCUGCUGGAAGCCUUUUUCUUUAUUAUUUUUACUGCCAUUAAAACACAAAUCAAGCCUAUUGUGUAUUUUGGAAUUUAAAUCAUUUAUACAUAUUGUCAGUUUUGCAGAAGUUUUCGCUGACUUGUUUUAAAGUCACACAGCCUCAUACAUUUUGACCUGAAAAUCACCAAUAUGCAACUUAAAAGUUCCUUCACACUGCAUGUGUGCGUAAAAAUGACUCAAAACAUCAAUGGGUAGUGGCACGUGGAGAUCGACAGAGACCAAUCAAACAAAUGAUGGCAAAUUUUGUAUUAAGAGCGCGCUGUAUGUUGGAAAGUGAGCUGUACUUGCUUUGUCGCGAUCUAUAUUUCAUAAAUGCUUCUUGAAAUCUG
Messenger RNA from Mugil cephalus (flathead mullet), 996 nucleotides. It is a transcript of the gene phpt1, whose product is annotated as phosphohistidine phosphatase 1. Gene Ontology annotation, molecular function: protein histidine phosphatase activity. Gene Ontology annotation, biological process: peptidyl-histidine dephosphorylation. The record is from RefSeq and is a predicted model, not a curated record. Gene Ontology annotation, cellular component: cytosol. Lineage: Eukaryota; Metazoa; Chordata; Actinopteri; Mugiliformes; Mugilidae. The coding region runs from base 220 to 606 and encodes 128 amino acids. The transcript is spliced from 3 exons.